ACUUAUUACCACCUCUAUGUGAGUAACGGUCUCAUUUUGGCCGCCCCAUUGAAAAAUGUCUGGCCCCGCCACUGUGUAAGCGUGAUAUGUGGACAUCAAUCAAUAUGGAUGCAUAUCUCACAAUAACAGGCCAUUAUGUAAGUAAUACAUCGAUGGGUACCGUAUCUAAUUUUACUCUUAUUGCCUGAAAAUAACAUGAGUUGCUGCCAGUGUUUCACUCCAUUUAGUGACAUACGUUGCUUCAGUUUUCCACCAGAUGUCGCUAACGUUUCAGCACCAAAGCUCCACAUCUGUUCGGCACAAUUUGAAGGGAAUCCUGUAAGGUUUAGCUUAAUCCGCCCAUCUCUACGUUACAUUUGCUGUGUUUGUGUUUGGAGGGCUUUCAUUUGAAAGUUGUUUUUUUGUUGUUUUUAACUCAUAAAGCGAUUUCCAAUGAAACUUUGAUGUUCAAAGUUUAACGUGCGUCAAAUUGCGUCACAAGAACGUCACUGCUAGCAAAAAAAUCAACGCCAACAAACGUUUGACGCGUACGUGGCGCAAAACAACCAAUUUUACACACAUUGUCCUUUUAAUUGUCGUCCACGUAGGCUUUAAGUCACGCCUGUCCAACCAACGCGUAUAAGCCAAAUAAGGAACAUCUAACGGUGACACGUGUGGACAAAUAUUAUAUAAGGCGAGCAUUUGUCAAGGAACAGACUUUCUGUGCGCAAAACUCUGCACGUUCACUUUCAGUUCUCAUAGUUGCUCAAUCAGCUCCUUUAGCAAAGACAUGGCCAAUCGUAAGUUGAGGGGUCUGACAGCCGAGGAUGAGUUCCCGGAUCUGAGUCAGCAUAAGAACCACAUGGCCAAGUUCUUGACUCUGGACUUGUACACCACGUUGAAGGCGAGGUCCACCCGCAGCGGCUUUACCGUUGAUGGUGUCAUUCAAACCGGGGUGGAUAAUCCUGGUCACCCUUACAUUAUGACAGUGGGCUGCGUGGCUGGAGACGAGGAGUCCUAUGAGGUCUACAAAGAGCUGUUUGACCUUGUGAUUGAGGACAGACACGGAGGAUACAAACCCACAGACACGCACAAGACUGACCUCAACCCAGACAACCUCAUGGUACAGCAAAUUCUGUUGCAGCUAAUACUUACAUGUGAAUCACGGAGACAACAAUGCAUGUUCUGCAUGUUCUGCAUGUUCUUAAAGGGGGGUGACGACUUGGACCCCAACUAUGUUUUGAGUUCCCGUGUCCGAACAGGCCGCAGCCUGCGCGGCUUCUGCCUGCCGCCACACUGCAGCAGAGGAGAGAGACGCGCUUUAGAGAAGAUCUCUAUUGAAGCUCUGGAGUCCCUAACUGGAGACAUGACUGGGAAAUACUACCCCCUGAAGACUAUGUCUGAGGCAGAGCAGCAGCAGCUGAUUGACGACCACUUCCUGUUUGACAAGCCGGUGUCUCCUCUGCUGCUGGCCUCCAAGAUGGCCCGUGACUGGCCCGAUGGCAGGGGCAUCUGGCACAAUGAGAGCAAGACCUUCCUGGUGUGGGUGAACGAGGAGGAUCAUCUGCGUGUGAUCUCCAUGCAGCAGGGAGGCAACUUGAAGGAAGUGUUUACCCGCUUCUGCACUGGACUCGCGGAGCUGGAAGCCAGGUUCAAGGAGAAAGGCCAUGUCUUCAUGUGGAACGAGCACCUGGGCUACAUUCUGACCUGCCCCUCCAACCUGGGCACCGGCCUGCGUGCAGGCGUGCACGUCAAGCUGCCAAACCUGAGCAAGCAUCCUGAUUUUGAGGAGAUUCUCAAGAGGCUGCGUCUCCAGAAACGUGGAACAGGUGGGGUGGACACUGAUGCUGUGGAUGGAGUGUUUGACAUUUCCAAUGCUGAUAGACUGGGCUUCUCUGAGGUGGAGCUGGUGCAGAUGGUGGUUGAUGGUGUCAAGCUGCUGGUGGAAAUGGAAAAGAAUUUGGAGAAGGAAGAGCCCAUUGAUGAGCUGAUGCCCAAUCAGAAGUAGAACCACUUAGAAAUCUCUCACCACAUUUCAAUUAUGGAAAGCUCUUACUACCCCUGUACUGUCCUAGCUCUUCUAUAAAGUUGAAAUAAAAUGUGGCUGGAUUGAAGUUUUAACUUUUUAUUUUUCACCUAAUUGCUGAUAAAU
This is a messenger RNA of Dunckerocampus dactyliophorus (ringed pipefish), 2131 nucleotides long. RefSeq names its product creatine kinase, testis isozyme-like. The transcript is spliced from 7 exons. Gene Ontology annotation, molecular function: creatine kinase activity. Bases 770 to 1987 code for a protein of 405 amino acids. Gene Ontology annotation, biological process: phosphocreatine biosynthetic process. NCBI's taxonomy places the organism in Eukaryota, Metazoa, Chordata, Actinopteri, Syngnathiformes, Syngnathidae. The record is from RefSeq and is a predicted model, not a curated record.